Pseudonaja textilis is the source of this 1378-nucleotide messenger RNA. It is a transcript of the gene GDF9, whose product is annotated as growth differentiation factor 9. Gene Ontology annotation, molecular function: growth factor activity; cytokine activity. Gene Ontology annotation, cellular component: extracellular region. The record is from RefSeq and is a predicted model, not a curated record. Lineage: Eukaryota; Metazoa; Chordata; Lepidosauria; Squamata; Elapidae.
AGCUUCCUCUGUUAUGCGGGGAGAUAGUUACUUUGCCCAGCUAAUGCUCAUCAUGAAGCUUUUGGGGAUACUAUUUUUCAGUUUUUGCUUGGACGGGUUCUUUCUUGGGGUCCUGUGUGCCCCUAGUUUGAGAAAUGAAGGGACUUCUGCACCCUUACUUUUCUCAGAGGUGCAGGCCUCCAAGAGAUCUCCAUUGGUUCUUCUAAAAGAAAAUGGCCAAGGCCCACAUGCUUCUCUUUUCAAGCUGCUGUCUGGCCAUGAUCCCCAGGACUUGGAAAGCGAUGUCUCAAGACCAACCCUAGAUUCUCGAGCUGUAAAAUAUAUGAAAAAGCUGUAUAAAAUGUUUGCUACUGAGGAAGGUGUUCUUAAGACCAACAAAAGGCAUCUCUACAACACUGUUCGCCUUGUGUCACCACAUGCUGAAUGCAAGCAUCCCAUUACUAACGGAAAUCAUUCAAUAGACCUGUUCUUCAGCUUGGAUUGUGUUACUGCAUCAGAGCAUUUACUCAAGUCAGCUUUACUCUUAUUUGAUGAGUCUGUGUCCACAGCUUCAAAUCUUACCUGUGUUUCCAAAAUCAUAGUUGAGGAAAAAAGUAGUGCCACCAGUCAAGUGUGCAUGGAUGUUCCACAUGCAAUGGUAUUCAAUCUGCAUUUUGAACUUAGACGCAAAUGGAUUGAGAUUGAUGUAACCACUAUUCUUCACCCUUGGAUAGUCACCAAGAAAAGAAACCUCCAUAUAGCUGUGAAUUUUAUCUGCUUGAAAAAUGAACAUUCUCCCAACUCUGAAUAUGAUUUCUUCAAUAUUGCACAAAGAUCCAUUUUUCUUCUCCUCUAUACUGCUGACACUAGUGAGCACACUUAUCACAGAUGGAAUUUUUUCAGAAAAAAACUUACAAUAUCUGGUCUCAACAAGGGUCCUUUCACAGUUCCCAGUGAAGAGGCCAGGAAAGGACUUAAACAGGGAAGAGCACCUCGUCACCGAAGAGAAGAUGGGAAAAUGAAAAACACUCCAGUUCCAAUAUUUAACAUAAGUCAGUAUUACAAACAGUUCUCUCUUCCUCAAAAUGAAUGUGAGCUUCACAGCUUUUGGUUGGAAUUCAGUGAACUGAACUGGGACAAAUGGAUAAUUGCACCACAUAGAUACAAUCCUCACUAUUGCAAAGGUGACUGUCCAAGAAUUGUUGGCCAUCGCUAUGGUUCUCCAAGGCAUGCAGUAGUUCAAAACCUCAUGCGGGAGAAACUGGAUUCUUCUGUCCCUGAACUUUCCUGCAUUCCGGCUGACUACAGUCCUUUGAGUGUUUUGAAGGUGGAGGCUGAUAAAUCAAUUGUAUACAAAGAAUAUCAGAAUAUGGUAGCAAAAACUUGUACAUGUCGUUAA